Molecule: messenger RNA, 3640 nt
Organism: Dufourea novaeangliae
Lineage: Eukaryota; Metazoa; Arthropoda; Insecta; Hymenoptera; Halictidae
Exons: 12
Coding region: 197-3640 (1147 amino acids)
Source: RefSeq, a predicted model, not a curated record
GCAGUGUACACGUGAAAUGAAAUUCAGAAAUUAAGGGGUUAUGUGACAAAUACAUGGGAUUUCCUGAAAUAAUUUGUCAAAGUUUGACGCAAGGAACUAACUGUACAACAUAAGUAAAUUGUCGCUGAUACAAAAGGUGUUAAUUAUGUAUAAUUACUAUUGAAUUCAUGUAAAUGAUUAGCAUCAGAGUUUUCAAAUGGCACAUAUAACAGAGGUGAAAUUCUCCGAUCUACAAACCGAGGAACGAUACAAGAGAUUGGAGCGAUCAUUAAAGCUUGGUUCUCUUAAGAAAGGAAAUAGACAAGAAGGCGAUGAAUUGUGGCAUUUACCUAUGUCUCCUAGUAUUUCGAGCAUCAAUGUGGAUGGAUUUGAUUCCAGUAGUAAUGUUCCAUCUUUGCAAUCCUCCUGCAUUUACAGCGAAGUUGUUGCUUCUAGCAAGAAUUUGAGGAAUAUAGUUUUGAAUUCGAAGAAUAUGGAGAAAAAAUGCAAAAAUAUUGCUACAUCUAGUGUAAAGAAAUUUGAUAAGACAAAUGGCUUACAAGAAGAUCAUUUUAUCAUGCCACCACCUAAUUUUAAUCGUGUUCUUCAUGCUUCUAAGAAAUCGAACGUUAUAUCAAAAUGUAGUAACACUGGGAGUACAUCAGUACAUCAGAGUGAAUGUACCGUGUUCGAUACUGAUCAAACAUCUCCUAAAAGAACUAUCCUUGGUUCCUUACAAAUUGGUUCUGAUGUUAACGUACAGCAAAAUCGAAAAAUUAGGAUUUUCAGCGAUUGGAAAGUUACAUUAAAUGAGCAGGGUCAAUUGAUUAUUAAAGGAACAAUAGAAACUGGACAGUUUGCUAGAAGCAAGCCUAUUAUAAGAAGAUGGACAUCAACCAUGGUUCAGUCUACCUGUAAGCAUAUGUACCAAUUGGAAGGGAAUAUUGUUGACGACGAGCAUGAGCUACCAGACUAUGUUAGCGGUAAAUUUUACAACGGAUUUCCUGAUGACUGGGAAAAUGUUUAUCAAAUUUGGAGAACAUUUGUAGAAAAAGGAUCCAUAUUGUCGUUUCGUUGGCCUGCUGCUAUUGCAGACAGUGAUGAUAGUUUAAGGAGCGAAGUAACGGACAUCACAUUUUCGCGUGCAGAAAGUCCUGAAAGUAAAAGUCCAUGGUCGAAAUCGUUCAAUGAUUCACAUGUAUCUCAGAUAAUCCCUAGCAAUGUCAUGCAAGUAAAAGAAGAUGAACAAAAUUGUACUCCAAUUUAUCAUAGAAUGUGCAAUUCGUCCACGCAAACAUAUCCAUCUGAUAUCGAAUUAACCAGCCAGCAAAAUAAUGACACAGAACACUGUAUGCAAUUGGAAACUGUGGCUUCUAAUUGUUCUUAUAACGAGGAUGAAGCGAAAAAAUUGGCACUCCAAUUAAGUGUCAUUGUAGGUUCAUUAUCGGAUAAGAACUGUUCUCAGAAAUUUUACGAUACAUUCGCGUCAUUGCUCGACUGUAUGCGUUCUAUUGUAUUACAUGGAUCGGUUAAAAAUGAUGAAUCCAAUACAGAAGUUUCAGAAUCUGUACAGAACAAAAGUAUGAGGCAAGAAAAAAAUAAUGCAAACGGUGAAUUAGGUCCUUUACACAAUAGUAAAAACACUACGAUCCAUCACAACCAGAUAUAUCCUGCGAAAACAGGACAUGUAAUCCCAGAUAAUGGAACGAUAGCUUGUAACGGUUCGUUACUGCAGAUAAAAGCUUCUACCAAAGUGGAUAACUGCAAAAAUCAGAAUACUUCAGACAGCGAGAGUGAAAUCUAUGCUGGAAUACCGAAGAUACAAGCAAAACGAAUAUUUCUACAAAAAAAGGAAAGACAGGCAAAGCACUGUAAGUAUAAAGCAAGAAUGAAACUUAUGCAUUGGAAGAAUGAUGUGGAAAAGAAACUGACAUCAAAUGUACGACCAGUUAGCUCUGAAAAUAUUAAUACCAUGUACCACAAUGAUUCCAGUGUUACUAUUAUAGACGAUAAAAUAAAAGUUCCAGAAGUUCGAAAGGUAAUAAAUGCAAAGGGUGAAAAUAAUGGUAGUAAGAAUAUCAAUCCGUUGGAUAAAGUAUUAAGAGGACAACAGGAGGAAUCGAACGUCCUUUUAGAAGAUAGAAAUCGCGAAAUGCAGGAACAUUUCGUUCAAGUAAAUUCAACAGCUGGCCAUAAAUUUGCCAAAAAUUUGUGUGUUCCUUUCAAUGCAAAAGAAUAUAAUUCCUGUGAUAUUAAUGGAACUAAACAGAAUAAAAAUGAAAUGACAGAAAAUUUGUUUCAAAACAAAAGUUUUGAAAAGGAAAAUCAUAUAAAUCAUCAUCAGAACGAAGCGUCGCGCAAACGACUUAAAGAUCGUCUGUCUCAUCAGUCCAAAGAUGCUAUGGACAAAAUCUCAAAACCUAUUGUAAUUAGUUCAGUACCCGUUGAUGUACAUACAGUCUGUGGAGAAGUGAACCAAUUAAAGAAGCUAAGUGUCACUGUUAAGAAACUAGAGGACGAAAUACAACAAUCGGUAAAGGAAAAUUCCCGUUUUAAAAAACAUCACGCUCCUCGAAAUAUGGAUUCAGUUUCGUUUAUCGAGAACAGUAUAGAAGAUGAAAAAUCAGGGAACCCGGCCCAGAUUCGUGCACGUGAUUUGAAAGAUGGAAAGGACAGCGGCAAUUGUAAAGUCAAGUUAUUAGCCAAUUGGACACCAAAUGUUAUAUGCGAUUCAAAACCGAGUUUAAUUUUCGAGGGAAAAUUACUGAACGACGUUGGUCAUGUUGUUAAUAGAACGUUUAAAACGGAUGCAGUAUUGUGUCGAGUAUCAUUAAAACUAAUCGAGACAAUAAAUCAUGAACGUUACGAAUUGGUUGGUGACUUAAAUGAUACUAAACAUGUGGUACCGAAAGAGUUGGUGAGCCAAUGUCGUUAUGGAUGUCCUAGAAGAAUAGAGGAAUUUUGCAAAUCAUGGAAAUUAUUGCAAAGCAAUGUGAAAAGAAACACUGCACUGGACAAUACAAUGGAUUCUGUACAAAUUGGUAAAAGUUCGAAAGGCAGGCGAAUUGUACCCCCACUAAAUUUUUGGACUGGUGAACGCAUCACUGUGAAAGAUAAUAAUCCAGUAUACACUCCAGGUUCGUUACAAGAGCUUCCAGUAAUGCCCACGCGUGAUAAUACUAGUAAGAACAGUUUUGAAAAAUCAAAGAAUUCAAGUGCGAGUGUUACAGAGAAGGCAACUAAUAAUGGAUCCGCAGUAGUUGCAAAGGUAGUCGAAAAAGAAAGACAUGAUAGAAGUAGGCCAAGGAAACAGAAGAGAAGAUUGGUUACGAGAAUGGUAGAUUCAAGUGAUUCUAGCGAUAGUAGAUGCUCUCCCGUGAAAAAAAGACAAAGAGGUCAUUCUGUUGACGCGACAGAAAAGUGCAACAAUGAACAAGCCAAUGCAGAAAAAUCGAAAGAAACGAAAAUGACGUCAGAACCAAUCAAUCCUAUAAUAAAGUCAGGCAUUAAACCGAGUACGUCGCCUAUCCAGACUAAACAAAUGUCGAUGGAUGAAUACCCAUCUUCCACCGAGACAUAUAACAAUGGAGAAUGUUUAUACUAUCAAAGUUUUCAAUUUAACAAUGACACAUUGUCGGAGGAUGAAAAGUCUCAUGUAUAG